CGUUGAAGAGCCCAUUUUAAACUGUACCUCGCGGUGCGAAUGAGGCAGCCCACUUUAUUGGGCCCUAUGAAAGAGCCCAACGGUAAUAGUUGCAAGCUCCUUUUCUGUUGACCGGCCGGAGAACAGCUAACCGCCGUCGGCAAGCACCUUCCUUUCCCGUCCCGUUCGAACUGGGAAGACCAAUUACCGACACUCCAAUUUUCCUCUGCCAUUUGCCUCGCGUUUUUUAGGCCAUAUGGCACAAUCUCCGUCGUCUUCCUCUCUCUCUGAUUAAUAGAAAGCAGAACCAGACUGCGAGAAGGGCCAAGCUGUUCCCUUCAGAGUCAAAGAUGACUUCUUCCGGUGAACGGAGACCCGACGACCACGGCAGCAACCUGGUCGGAGCCCGUUUCUUCAAAAUCAUUCUCCAGGAAACCGUUCGCGACAAGAAGCUCUUGAUUCCUUCGAGCUUCGUUACAAAUUGCGGGGAGGGUUUGUCGAACUCUGCAAUUCUGAAGGUCCCAAGUGGGCUGAGCUGGACGGUGGGUCUGGUGAGGGAUGAAAUUGGGGUCUGGUUUAGGAAUGGAUGGCAAGAUUUUGCAGAAUUUCACUCAUUGAGAUAUGGGCAUUUCCUGGUUUUUGAGUACAAGGGUUGCUCCAGUUUCUAUGUAGUUAUUUGUGAUAGAACGGCUGCUGAGAUUGUGUACCCGAUCACUAGAACUGCUAGCAACCAGCAGCCUGCUGAUGAAACUGGAAGUUUUUUACUUGAACCAAAAGUUGAGGUGAUUGAAGAUGUCUCUGAUGAAGUGGAUGCGCCCCAAAGAAGCAAGGGUAAGUCCCCAGUCGAGGUUUCGCAGUCUCGCGGUAGGAAGAACGAGAAGAAGAAUGUGCGGGGUAGUUCGUCUAGAAAUGGCAAAGUGAGGAUGGAGAGUUGCAGUAAGGAAAGUGCAGAAGGGCAUGAAUCAUCUGCACAAGGGAUUGGAAGCAAUUCGGUGGAGUUGGGAGUCAAAGAGGAAGAAGGAGGUGAUGAGAUGAUCCAUGAAGAGCCUCCAUUUGUGAGGGGACGUAAGCCUAUCACUGGAUUCACCUCACCACAUCCAUUUUUCGACUGCCGGAUGACUUCUAGUACUUUGUCAAGGAAGCAAUUGGUACGUUUAGUGUGAUAAGAACUGCUGCUUUAGAUUUGUGUUUGUUUUCUUAACUCUUGAAUACAGCAUAACAUGAACUCUUCAUGGUCUUUGAAUUUUCAGUACUUACCAGCAGGCUUUUCAGUCAGGCACAUUAGGAAAGACGAGAAGUCAGUGAAGCUUCAGGUCGCGGACAAAACUUGGCCAGUGGCACUAGUUAGGUUCACGAAGGACAAGUAUGUGUACUUCAGCGACGGCUGGCUUGAAUUUGCAGAGCAGAACUCUCUGAAACAAGGAGACAUUUGCAUCUUCGAGUGCGUUCAGAGGUGGACUAACGUCCUGCUGAAAGUCACCAUCGUUCGAGAAUGUUAAUACGAACUAGGAAUGCUAUUUAUCCUUUCUGUAUGUGUGGAAAGCUAGCACCCGGGACAGUGCAGAUAGCUAGUUCCCUGUUGUGUAUUUUCGAGAAAUAAUGACUUCUGUUGCCAAGUUCCAAAUGAAGCUUCUUCUUCAUUGUUUCUUUUAGCAGUCACAAAAACGCAGUUGAGUCUGGCUGCUAUACCUUCAUGU
This is a messenger RNA of Linum tenue, 1676 nucleotides long. The record is from the annotation of a GenBank genome assembly. Lineage: Eukaryota; Viridiplantae; Streptophyta; Magnoliopsida; Malpighiales; Linaceae.